AGUUUGGAAGAAUUCGCGGGAAAGAUAAGACGUGAUUUUCGUUCCAUUUCUUCCGCGGAUUUUUUUUUUAUCAAAAAAUUUCUGUUAAAUUGGCGUGGAAUUGUGCAAGAGGUGAACAAAGUGAAUUUCCGUGGGUCAGUGACGUAGCAAAUUGUGCAAAAAAAUAAAAAUAUUGAGUGGAUUGAGUGGAUUUCAGUGAAUUUUCCUGGCUGGGAGGAAAAGCAGAAGGAAAGGUAAAAUUGGUGGAAAAAAAAGUGUUUGGUGAAUGUGAAGCACAAGAUGAAGAAAUAAAUCACGCUCCGAAGAGACUUUUGGCGACACCAAACAAGGAGGAAGAAGAUCAAUUAACUAGCCCUAAAAAUACGUCGGUGGAGUGCUUUCAUGUAGAGAGGGCAAAGUUUUCUGAGAGUAGGAAAAUUCUUAGAUUUUCUUUCUUUGGUUUUGACUUUUUCGGGAAGGGGAAAAAAUGACGCGUUGCAGCAGUUCGAGAGAUCUGUUCAAAUUUUGAGAGUCAAAUGAAGAAAUUCCACUUGUCUCGUGCCUCUCGUGCUUCGGAUGAAUUAUUGGAGGAGGAAUCUCAAGUGAUCUAUGGGAAUCACUAGAGCUGAAAAGACACAAAGAGAGUCACUUUAUUGAUCUUACCCAUCGGUGAAUACUUAAAAAGAAAGAAAAAUUCCAUCGAUAUGGCUGAGACGGCUGAAGAGAUGAAGAAUAUCAAUGCAUCAGAGAAGUACACGAAGAAGUAUGAUCCUGAGGAGAUUAGUCCACUUAAGCAGCCCAAACAGGUGACAAAUGCCACCAAUCAAGACAUUUCCGUCAAUGUCAGCGACAGCCCAGAAGCUAAUCCACCCAAGAAGAAGACAAAGUACAAAAUAGCAGAUCACUAUGAAAGUGUCAUAGCGAAAUUGGAACUCAACAGAAGAUCUCAAACUGUGUUCCUCUGCCUCAUUGGCCUCUGUAUCGUCCUCCUGGUUGUCCUCAUUGGGAUGAUCAUCUUCUGGCCGAAGAUCCAUGACUACAUGACAGCUGAAGUGUGCGUGGAGAAGGAAUGCCUCGACGCUAGUUCUCAGAUCCUUAGGUGGUCAAACGUAUCCCUGAGUCCCUGCCAGAACCCUUUUGAAUGGAGUUGUGGCAAAUUUGACAAUGAAUUCCAACAUCACAAUUUCCAUGGAAUGCAACGUGGAGAAUGGAAUUUCAAUUCUCAUCUCGAAUAUGAAGAAAUUUCCGAAAUUCAUUCUUUCAUCUCAAAAUUACCUAAAGAUACGGUUUCCUACUCGGCUCAGGUUAAAAUGAAGGUUUUGCACAAGAACUGCAUGAAUCUUGAAUCCAGUGAUGAUAUCGAAGGGAUAACAACGAUGACCAAGGCGAUAGCGAGUUUAGAUGGUUUUUGGAUAUUGGGAGACAGUCUACUCGUCUGGGAUUUUCGCAAGCAAUUCGUCAAGUUGCAAUCCGAAUAUGGAGUGUCUCCAUUUGUUCGGAUUCGCGUUGAAAAUCGCAAAUCACCGCCUCAUGAUGGAAUAAUUGUGAUCGAUGAAGGUGAAGUGAGUCUGCCCAGUAAGAUGUUUUAUCGUCUGGGACCACGAAAUGAAAUCGUAGAGGGCUUCAAAAUACUCCUGAGGGAUGUUGCCAUCCUCAUGGGGGUUGUACAUGAUCGUGCCAAGCAGUUUGCUGAAGAUAUCUUCAAUUACGAAAAACGGAUCGUCAAUACGAUCAAUGUGACUCAGCAGAAUGAUGAUCGAGAGAUUAACAAAGAGAUUUCAUUGGGAAGCGUUAUGAAGAUCGCCCCUUCUCUGCCUUUGCUUGACAUCAUUACAACGCUCUACCCUAACUCUAGAGUUACUGAAAACACCGUAGUUCUUGUUAAGGAUCUCGAAGUCUUACGUUCAAUGUCCAUUGUCGUAUCCACAACGGAUAUUCAGGUCCUCAAUAUGUAUCUAAUAUGGUCCCUGAUAAGACGGUUUCUACCCUUCAUAUCCCGAGACUAUCGGAUAGCCCUUGAGGAGUUUGAAAGGAAGCUAUACGGCUUCCGGGAACCUCCGCCAAAAUGGUUCUUCUGCACAAAACUCGUAAGAGACUGGAUGUCUUUCGGGGUUGACGUGCUUAGAGAAAACCCCCAAUUAAUUGUUCUUCAUCAGAAGGACACAACUCAUGAAUCUAAAGUGUUCUUCAGUGAAAAGUUUACAGAUGACCAAGUGAACAACAGCGACGAAUUAGUCAAAUUGAUCUUCUUCCACAUUCGUAAUGAGCUUAAGGGCUCAGUGAAUGACGAUGGAAGAAUAAGUGAUAGUUUAAGGACCUACAUCAGUGAUCGAUUGUCUGCAGUUUCCCUCCAGAUUGGCAUUCCUGACGAUGCAGCUCGAACGGAUGAAUUUGUAAACUCCUACUAUGAAGACUUUACCCCACAACGGUUGUACUUCUUGAAUAAUUUGCGGUACCGAUGGAAGUUUAUCAAAGCCAGAACUGAACUGAGGCUGACAAAUCAAACGAAAACGGAAAAGUUGAUCAACGCUCUCUACCCAAUUAGUGACGAUGAGGAGAGGAAAUUUGUCCGGUUUCAUCCUGAAUUAAAUACAGUUGUAGUGUCUAGAAGGGCUCUACGUACGCCCUACUUCCAUCAAAACUAUCCCCUAUCGGUGAACUUUGCCCGCAUCGGGAAAGAUUUCAUUGAGAUCAUUGUGGAAGCCAUAAAAUUCCACCAAGAAUCUCAUACUAGGUUAAAGAAUGGCAAUAGAACUACGGUGUCAACUGAGAAUAGGUCGAUCCAGGAAUCUUUCAAGUGCCUAACGAAAAAUUCUCCGUAUGAUACAACAUCCGUUCCGAUUGAGGCUAAGAUGAAGCUCUUCGUUGAAGUGGAAAGCAACAGGAUUCUGCUUCGUGCCUUUAAGUCAUUCCUCAAGAGUAUUGAUCACAAUGUUCCAAUCUAUGAUAGUACAGUUCCAGAUACCGUCACAUACGACUCAUUUGGUCUCAGACGGAGACUCCGUCAACCCGGUUUGAGGGUUUUUAGCGAAGUUGAACUUCUUGUUCUGGCCCAAUUGCAGAGGUAUUGCGUCCUGAAUGACGCCAACAGUUACGACCGGAUAAAGGUCUUUAUGGAAAUGGAGUUUCCUAGGAGAGAAAUCUUCCAGAUUCUUUGGCAUCACGUGCCUGAACUGAGCAAUGCAUUAUCCUGUGACAAUGUUGAUAUUCGUGAAUGUCGUGACGUCCUGUAAAAGUUCACUUAAAGAAUUUAUGUCGAUGUAAGUAAAGCUAUUUUAAGAAUUUUAUGGCAAUAUUAACUAAUUGAGGACAAUAAAAUUGCAAAGGCGUUUUUUU
Molecule: messenger RNA, 3315 nt
Organism: Phlebotomus papatasi
Lineage: Eukaryota; Metazoa; Arthropoda; Insecta; Diptera; Psychodidae
Gene: goe
Product: protein gone early
Exons: 11
Coding region: 684-3212 (842 amino acids)
Biological process (GO): protein processing
Cellular component (GO): plasma membrane
Molecular function (GO): metalloendopeptidase activity
Source: RefSeq, a predicted model, not a curated record